This is a messenger RNA of Plasmopara halstedii, 328 nucleotides long. RefSeq lists its product as uncharacterized. The record is from RefSeq and is a predicted model, not a curated record. NCBI's taxonomy places the organism in Eukaryota, Oomycota, Peronosporomycetes, Peronosporales, Peronosporaceae. The coding region runs from base 115 to 303 and encodes 62 amino acids. The transcript has a single exon.
AUGCGGACUAGGCUUGAAUCAAGCACUGAAGUUGCUGAAACUACUCAACUCACAAGUGGAUCGAUAACUGAAUAAAGCUACAACAAGAAUAGAUUUUGCCACCAAAAUGAGGAAAUGAACCGUUUAAAUGACGCUGCGCCAGUAUGGUUUUUACUAUCGAUAAUGUCACAAAAUGUGAUGAUGCCUGCCCCCUUGGGUUACUUGCGUACAGAGCUGUUCCGAAAGCUUGGUGAUUUACGAGCAAAUUUAAGCGUACUGCAAGCGACAAGGAAGCACAGAACUUCAUAUUUUCUAUCAUCUUAAAAUAUACUGUAUCUAUCUCAAUAAC